Messenger RNA from Coccinella septempunctata (seven-spotted ladybird), 1246 nucleotides. Its product is annotated as syntaxin-8. The record is from RefSeq and is a predicted model, not a curated record. Gene Ontology annotation, cellular component: endomembrane system; SNARE complex. The transcript is spliced from 5 exons. Gene Ontology annotation, molecular function: SNARE binding; SNAP receptor activity. Gene Ontology annotation, biological process: intracellular protein transport; vesicle fusion. Lineage: Eukaryota; Metazoa; Arthropoda; Insecta; Coleoptera; Coccinellidae. The coding region runs from base 75 to 761 and encodes 228 amino acids.
UCAUUUAGGUUAAGAAACAAUUUUUUAUAUUAUUUUGGAUUUCUCUAUAAGAAUUCCAAAAUAAUCAAGAGAAAAUGGCUCUUCUCAAUAUAGGGGAAGAUCCCUGGUUGCUGGAACAUGAAACUUGUGAGAAGUUAUAUCGAGAAAUUAUGGAGCAACUUACUCAACGCCAGAGGCAACCAAGGACGAGUGAUAAAUUUUCACAAUUAUCAGCUACAAUCAGAUUGAGGCUAAAGCAAUAUAAUAACGAAGUUGAACAAUUACUUCAAAAAAUUGGGUUUGGUGGUAACUUAACUUCAGCAGAAUUAGAGAGAAGGAAUAGACAAGUUGAGGUUUUGAAAUCGAAGGGAUUACAAAUGCAGAAGCUUUUCGAUGACCAAUUAACACAUAAAAAUAAUGAAGAGAGACAGUCAUUGUUUGGUGCCACAUCUUCAAUGUUUGAUGAUGAUGACUUCAGGAGAGACACUGUUUCAGACAUCAGGAAUACUCAACAAAAGAUGAUAGGUGAGCAAGAAAGGGGACUUGAAAGUCUAUACCAAAUCAUAUCCAGACAGAAGAACAUCGCCCAAACCAUAUCGAAUGAAGUAGAUUUACAUAAUGAUAUCCUGGAUGAUUUGGACACUCAAAUGGAAAGAACAAACACCAGAGUGAGAACUGAAACUCAAAAUAUAGGUGUCAUAGAUAGAAAGGAUAACACAUGUGGAUAUUGGAUAGUUAUUAUACUUUUAUUCGUAAGCAUAGUUUUAGUUUCGAUUGUUUAGAAGACAUGACACGAUCAAUACAAAAUAAUGAAUGUAUAUUUAUUAAUUCUCAAAAGACAUCAUUCAAAAUCCUAGUUCCAAUUGCCAAGGAUUGAAAUUGAUUCGAAACAAUGGUGUAAGAAUAUUUCAAGGAGUUUUCGCAACUUAUGAAAAUUAAAACAUUUUUCGAGCAAAGCAUUCGACAUGCACCAUUUCAACUUUUUUUCACAAAAAAAAUUGUAAUCUACAUGUGAUUUGAUUUGAUUAUAACUUUAUGAUAUUGCAGACUUUGGUUUUUAGACCUUCUGACAUAUGUAAUAUAUGCUACUUCGUCUUUCCAAAUCAAAACUAAUUGAAAUAUUCAGAGAGUUUCAGAAAUAUUUACUGUGAUUAUACCAAAUAAUAUAUUAAUUCAUAAAUGCGAAUUGUGUCCUGUCAUAUCUUGUUAUAUUGAUCUAUAUAUCUGCUAUUUUUAUCUAUUUAUACAAUAUAUUACUUCAAAAGAU